This is a messenger RNA of Microdochium trichocladiopsis, 795 nucleotides long. RefSeq lists its product as uncharacterized. The record is from RefSeq and is a predicted model, not a curated record. Lineage: Eukaryota; Fungi; Ascomycota; Sordariomycetes; Xylariales; Microdochiaceae. The transcript has 4 exons. The coding region runs from base 1 to 486 and encodes 161 amino acids.
AUGGCUGAUGGUGGACACCUCACUUCCACCCGGCCGCUGACCAGCGAGUUCGCCACACUGCCCACGCCAGGCCCAGCCCUCGAGUUGUGGACCCGUGCCGACGCUGAAGGUCGGUCGACAUUCUCCCAAGGUAUCAACUUAGAACGUGAGACCCAGCUUGAUGCCCACUUCAUUCGUCCGCCGAUUCGCGACAGCAACAUCUCCUGUCUUUUCGAUAUCUCCGACCGGUAUAUGCGCUACAGGACAGAUGGAGUUGCCAACACUGGCGACAGCGGCAAGAUUGCUUGGGGCGCUAGCACGCGAAGUAGACCUUGCGCGCGUGGCACUUCCUUCACCACUCCACACCAUCGUGGCCGAGGUGACGAUCGCUGUCGCAAUGACUACCAGCUUCCCGUCUUGGGAAACCGUCGCCUUUUCACUUGCCACGAAUCACGCGAGGGCUUAAAGAACUCGCAGCCACCGACAUCGACAUUGCGUAUAUGCUGAGCAGGUUCAUUGAGAAGUUUUUGGUCGGGGCAGCCGGCUUGUCGGGAAAGAUGGCUGCGGAAGGGCCGUCAGUCUUUGCUUGGUCGACAGCUGGGAUGGAGACUUCCUCCUUGGGCAUCUCGGGGUCGACGCGUUGAACCUCGUCUUCUGAGUCAUACCGCAGCGACAGUGCUUCUUGUUCUUGUGGAAUGCGCCCGAGACGGACCCGUCAGCGCUCUUGGCCGACCACUGCGCUGGAGCUUGCCGGAGCUUGCCGGAGUCGUGGCUGUUCUUCCACCUGAUGACCGCGCUACACGGUGGGGUGCGGAG